GACAAUGUUGGCUGGUGUUGUUGUUUUGCUAUUGUUUAGGAGGAUUAACCCCAAUAACAGGACACACAGGGCAAUUGUUUCAGAUGAUAUAGUAAUACUCAGACAGAUCGGGCGUGGACCUCAUGUACCAAGCCUUACACCGUUUGCUGUUAAGCUUGAGUCCUACUUGCGAUUUGCAGGCGUCAAAUAUCAGUCGAUACACGGAAAAGACAAAGGACCAAAAGGAAAAUGGCCGUGGAUAGAAUACAAAGGACAAGCAACCGCCGACUCAGAAUUUUGCAUCGCUCGCAUUGAUAAAGCGCAAGGGAUUGAUCUAAACAGUCAUCUCAGUUCAGAGCAGAAGGGAGUUGGCAGGGCUGUACAACGAAUGGUUGAGGAAAAUACAUAUUGGACCUUGGUGUUGGAUCGAUGGGUGUACGAUAAGACAGAAGAGAUAUACAACGUGUUGAGAAUUCCUUGGUUUGUUCGUUGGCGUGUCAGAUCAUCCAUCAAGAAUAUGGCCUAUAGUCAUGGUAUUGGACGCCACUCAAAGGAAGAGGUGUACGAAAUUCUUCGGACAGACCUACAGGCGCUAAGUAAUGUUUUAGGUGUGAAACGGUUUUUGAUGGGAUCUCGCCCUUGUCAACAUGACUGUGCUGUGUUCGGAAUGCUGGCAGAGAUAAUGUGGGAACCUUUCGGUGGAUUUACUCAUGCAAUUCUAUGUGAGUUUCCUAACCUAGUGAGGUAUUGUGAGAAUAUGAAAGAAGACGUGUGGCCGGACUGGGAUGAGUGUACAACUAAAAGGAAAUCUGCCAGUCCCCAAUCAUAAUCUCCAGUAACAACAUCUGCAGGGAUUUUGCUACAUUACACAAAUCAUAGCAUAUUAAUUUAAUUAAGGUUGAAAUGCCUCCUUGUAUUACGGUUGCGAAUUAAUAAUAUUUAUUCAUCAGCUAAUGUUUAGAAUAAAAUUUGAAUGCAAUGUGUGGACUUAAAUGUAUCUUACUUGAACAUCGAAAUGGAUUUUAUUCAAACAUUUCCAAAACAAAAUCAAAGUGCUGAAAACUAAGGCAAAAAGAUAGACCAAGACAUGCUAUUAUUUUUGG
This is a messenger RNA of Mizuhopecten yessoensis (Yesso scallop), 1082 nucleotides long. RefSeq names its product failed axon connections homolog. The transcript is spliced from 6 exons. The coding region runs from base 5 to 808 and encodes 267 amino acids. Lineage: Eukaryota; Metazoa; Mollusca; Bivalvia; Pectinida; Pectinidae. Gene Ontology annotation, cellular component: cytoplasm. The record is from RefSeq and is a predicted model, not a curated record.